CGCCCUCCCCAGCGCCCCGUGGCCGGUGGGGACCGGGCUGUCGGCCAGGGAUGCGGGACCGAGCCCGGGCGGAGCGCACCCUGUGCACAUCUGUCCCCCAGAGUGCCGCUUGUCACCUGUGGCUGCCAACAGCAGCUGGCUGUGAGCCAGACACCGAAACCCCGAACGUCCCAAGGUCGCCCUGCUGGCACUGCCGGUGCCUCGGAGGCUGCCAGCGAUGGAGCCUGUGGCAGAGCUUGCCUGGCAGGGAACGUCUGCUAUCGGAGCUAAUCUCCCUUGCUAAAACUCAGGACUACUAAUAAGAGCAGUUUUGUAGUGUUUGCUCCGAUUUAGCCACUGCUCUAAAACGAAUACAUCAUGGAUAAAUAUGAAAUCAUUAAACAAAUUGGAGAAGGAUCUUUUGGCAAAAUAUUCCUGGCAAAAGGAAAAACGGAUAAGGAGCCAUGUGUUAUCAAAGAGAUCAAUUUAACUAAGAUGCCUGUGAAAGAAAAAGAAGCCUCUGAGAAAGAAGUCAUUCUGCUGGCCAAGAUGAAGCAUGCAAAUAUUGUAACCUUCUAUGCUUCUUUGCAAGAAAAGAACAAGCUAUAUAUUGUGAUGGAAUACUGUGAUGGUGGAGAUUUAAUGAAGAGGAUAAAUAUGCAGCAUGGAGUGCUGUUUGAUGAGGACCAGAUUCUCAGUUGGUUUGUGCAGAUCUCCUUGGGCUUGAAGCAUAUUCACGACAAGAAGAUUUUACACAGAGAUGUAAAAACACAGAACGUUUUUCUUAGCAAUAAUGGAAAGGUAGCAAAGCUUGGGGACUUUGGCAUAGCAAGACAGUUGAACAGUACUACAGAGUUUGCCCAUACCUGUGUAGGGACCCCCUAUUACCUUUCCCCUGAGAUAUGUGAAAAUCGACCAUACAACAACAAAACAGAUAUUUGGUCUCUUGGCUGUGUGCUUUAUGAGCUGUGUGCACUAAAGCAUCCUUUUCAAGGCAACAGUUUGCAUGAACUAGUGCUGAAGAUUUGCAGAGGACGUUUUCAACCAGUGUCUCCUAACUAUUCCUAUGAUCUGAGGAUAUUAAUUUCCCAGUUGUUUAAAAUAUCUCCAAGAGACCGACCAUCCAUCAAUUCUGUUCUAAGGAAGCCCUUCUUGCAGAAACUUGUUCUCAGGCAUCUGCCCCCUGAGGUAGCACAGGAAGAACUCAUUCACACUGUGAUACCUAGAAGAAGGCCUUCAGCAUCUCACUCUGGAGCCAAGCAGAUACAAGCAUAUAAACUAAAGAAAACAAGAGUCCAAGACCCAGUUUCUCUGGAAUGUGGAGCAGUGAUGCCUUUCAAGAAACAAGAAUUAUUUCAAAGAAAUGAAUGGAAGCCUCCUUCAAGAGUACAACAGCCUAUUAUUCAGCUACAGACCUCCAGAUUUAAUAUGGCAGAAAGGCCAGAAAGCAUUAGAGUACAUAACCAUUACGGUCAUUACUAUGAGAAGCUUGACAACUUGCAAAGGAAAGCUAAUGCACAUUAUGACCUUUCUCAUAUCAGCCAAAGAGGUGAAGAUUUCUAUAAAGUAAGGGGACAAGUUGCACCUCCACCUCCACCAGCUGAUUGGACUGCAGAAUUUCUUCAAAGGCGGUUUGAAGCCCAGCAGUACAAGAUUAAAGUGGAAAAACAGAUGGGAUUGCGACCAUCCUCUGCUGACCCAUAUCGUGACCAAAUACAGCAGCAGAAAACACAGGAAGAGCAUCUCAAAAACCAUCAGCAAAACAUGUCUAGAAAGAAUGAAAUGAAAGAACAGGAGUAUUUGAAACAAUUGCAGAAAAUUCGGGAAGAAUACCACAGUGAUAUGAAAGAAUUCAGAUUUAGAGCAGGAGUACUCCAGGAGAACCAGAAAAUACAAGAUAAAACCUAUCUUGUGAGGCAAGGGAAAGCUGAGCACCAGUCUGAAAACAAAGCUAUAUCUGGAACAGGAGAAGAAUCACUUCAGGAUACGGAGGAAAACUUUAAACAAGUCAGACUCCAGGAUAGCCAAGACCAAACAAUAUUAGAAAAGAGACAUAACACAAAAGUAUCCAUCUUUACUUUAAAAUUUGAAAUUAAUUUAGAUGUAUGUUUUCCUGAGGAAGACAGCAUUCAAGAAGCAGAGGUACUAGAUAAACUCAAUGAGACUUUAACUUUUGUGGAUGGUGAGAAUCUAAAGGAGAAAUUGGUGGAAGUUUAUGAAAAUCCUACAGACAGAGCUUUGGAAAAACUGUCUGACUACCCAACAGAGUCUAUAUAUGAUAUGAAAAAGCCCAGAAAACAUUGGCAAACUGGAGCCCCUCAGACACUACUGAAUUUUUUAGCUGAUGCUGAUGUCACAUCUGCAUGUCCUACUAUGGCUGACAAUGAACUUGCUCACCAUGGUAUUCUGCCUAAAGACAUCCCAGAAAACAGGAAGCAGUGGAAACAGACACCACCCGAGACACUCCUGAACAUCCUAGAAAAAGCAGACCUGUUUGAUGAUUCCUUUAUCUGUUUUAAGGAAGACAAAGGAGAGAGAUUAACUCUGUUGCCUGCAGAAGAAAACAAGGAAGAUGAUUUAGGAACAAACUCUGCUGUUGCUGUUGAUGAAGGUAGACUUGAGCCAAGAUCAGAUGAUGAAGACACGAAUUUUGAAGAUUCUGAAGAUGAACUCAGACAAGAGCUGGAGGAAUCUCUGGAAAAAUUGUCAACUUCUCCAGCAGAGAGAACCAUGGAGUCUCACAUUUUUUCAAUAAAUAAAGGUCAAACAGAUGAAGAAAAGAUGAGUUUACCUCACAAACUUGGAAAAUCUGAUGAUGAUUUAGAAAAUAAUUAUAGGUAAUUUGGUGUGGAUGCGCAUCAUGAAGAACAAUCAAAUUUAAUAGAAGGCUGUAAUUCUUUAGCUUUAAAGGAAAACCAAAUCAGGGUACUUUUUAGAUGUCUGAACAUUGAAAAAUCCUCACCCAGACUGAAAUGCUGUUUCUUCUAUCAUUCUGAGCUACCUGGACAUACCUGA
This is a messenger RNA of Cyanistes caeruleus (blue tit), 2994 nucleotides long. The record is from RefSeq and is a predicted model, not a curated record. NCBI's taxonomy places the organism in Eukaryota, Metazoa, Chordata, Aves, Passeriformes, Paridae.